Oncorhynchus mykiss (rainbow trout) is the source of this 2949-nucleotide messenger RNA. RefSeq lists its product as uncharacterized. Gene Ontology annotation, molecular function: RNA polymerase II transcription regulatory region sequence-specific DNA binding; DNA-binding transcription factor activity, RNA polymerase II-specific. The record is from RefSeq and is a predicted model, not a curated record. Lineage: Eukaryota; Metazoa; Chordata; Actinopteri; Salmoniformes; Salmonidae. Gene Ontology annotation, cellular component: nucleus. Gene Ontology annotation, biological process: regulation of transcription by RNA polymerase II.
UACAAUACUGUGUGUGUGUACCAUAAAACUCAGAUAAGAUAAUAACAACAAUUAUCUCUCACUGUUAGCAUUAUUUUAUUUUCCCCCAUAUUACAUAAUGAGAUAUUACCAUAUUACGCACCACGCUUUCCCCGGAAAUAGAAUGUAUUUGGCACAAGACGCUAAGCGUACGUGUGGUCGUCACUAGUUAGCACAGCCACCAAAUACUAAACCCCGCCCAUUUCUACAAUUUAUCUUCUUAAAAUGUGAUUUUAAACCUAACCUUAACCACACUGCUAACCUUAUGCCUAACCUUAAAUGAAAAGUUCAUUUAUUUUUACGAUAUACUUUGUGGCUGUGGUAACUUGUGGAAACACGUACUUUUUUUUCAUUCAACGUCAGAGACACGCCCCCGGUUUCUCAGACCAUGUGGUUGAUGAUAAACACAGUUUAAUAUCUCGCCAUGUUAAGCUUUUUGGUUUUAACGUUUGUUCGAUUUUAGUUAGAUUUCUUACCGCGCGCUCACUAUUAGCUGUCACCAUGUCUGUUUCCGACGAUGUGAAUUUUGAAACCCAGAUUGCGUCUGUUUUGGAUUCACUUGCAAAGGUGGCCGUGGUGGAAAUAACGAAACUGUUCGAGAGUCGCUUCCUUGCUUCGGGAACCACUAUUCUCAUUGAAGGGCGGAGUGAACAAAAUGAAACCUUGCAAACAGUGGACGCUGUAAAAAAGUCUGGCAAAAAAUGUCUUCGCAGUAUCGGAGUUCAAGUGGAUGAGGAAACAACAACGUCCUUAGAGCUACAUGAAAGUAUGUCAGCUAAACACCCAAAACAGUGCUUGUCCUUGAAGGGAGGCAGUGGUUCUUUGAAUGGGAGCAAUGAGGAGGAGGGUCCUGCACAUCGUAUCCCCCUGCUGAAGGCUAAUCAGCCUGCUGAACUCAAGUGCUCUGUUCUAGAAGAGAAGGUUGUGGAGAUGGUGGAGGGGAUUAGUCUGGAAACAAAAUCUUCAACAACCACUGAGCCAGAAGAAGAACAAGUGAUCUAUUCUGCCACUGUGGAUCCAAUCCACCUUUAUGUUCCUGUUCAAAGCUCCCCAACUAAGAAGAAACCCCAGCCCCUCAAGACAGAAACUGAGAAUGGAAUCAACAUAGAAUGUGAGACUAAAGUCAUCUGCCAAAUGGUCCCAAAGGCAGAGGAGGACAUAACACGACAGCCUACAUGUAAAGAAAAGCCUACCCAGAUGGAGCCCCAGCAGGCCAGUUACAUCACCGCCAAAGGAACAGCCUACAGCCCAUCCUCCUCAGAUGGGGCUUUGGUUCCUGUACAGGCUAAGAGUAAGUUGAAAUUUAUGGGUGUAACAAACGCUCCCUCUGCUCUAAUGAAGAAAAAGGUGGAUGUCAAGCUGGACCAGAAAAAGGUGGAUUUCAAGCUGGACCAGACAAAGAAGAAGAAGGUGAACUUCAAGCUGGACCAGACAAAGAAGAAAAAGGUGAACUUCAAGCUGGACCAGACAAAGAAGAAGAAGGUGGACUUCAAGCUGGACCAGACAAAGAAGAAGAAGGUGGACUUCAAGCUGGACCAGACAAAGAAGAAGAAGGUGGACUUCAAGCUGGACCAGUCAAAGAAGAAGAUGGUGGACUUCAAGCUGGACCAGACAAAGAAGAAGGUGGACUUCAAGCUGGACCAGACCUCCUUGGAGCAGAAGUUGACGAGGCCUUGCUCUGUCCAGCUGGUGAACCUGCUUUUGGUGCCCGGAAGAAAGAACUCUGGAGGGAAGAAGGCUAAUGGUAGCAAAUGUCAUGACAACAAGAGGUUCCCCAUGCCAAAGGACCUCAAGACCCACCAAGGCCUCCACACGGGCCGACGCCUCUGCUGCUUCACUCAGUGUGGGAACGGUGUCUGGCGGCUGCAAGGGGUCCUCUCCUCAAGCCGCGCCCAUGGCUGCAAGAUCUGUGGGAAGCGCUUCAAGCGCAGGAAGAUCCUGAGGAGGCAUGAGCGCUUCCACACCGGUGAGAAGCCCUACUCCUGCUCCCAGUGCUCCAAAACAUUCGCCCUGCGGAAAAGCCUCCGCAGGCACGAACGGUUCCAUACAGGGCAGAGACCUCACAGCUGCCCCCAGUGUGGGAAGAGCUUUCGUCUCAGGGACAAUCUGAAGGCUCAUCUGCGCUUUCACACUGGUGAGAGACCUUUCACCUGCUCCUUCUGCUCCAAGAGCUUCAGAAUCUUCCGGAAUCUUGAGAAACACAGCAUUGAUCACUUGGGAGCGACAGCGAAAUAGCACAUUUUCCGGCGAAAGACAACUGUGCUAAAAGCAUGAGCAGCCUUUUGUAGGCCACCUUACAAAACUGUCCUACCUCUAACUGAAACUACUGAAUGUCCAUUCCUCAUUAUAACCAACCAUGUUGGUUAUUUUUGAUAAGGUGCUAUGAUGGUAAAUUGCAAACAGGUUUGGAUUGUCCAGAAUGAUCAUCAGAGUGUAAGCUUCAGUGGACACUGAUGUUGUUGACAGCCAUAAUGUUCUAAUACGGUAAGGGCCUGUUUUCCAGACACAGAUUAUGCUUAAUUUUAAACCAAAAAGUUAUUUCAAUGGAGUUUUUCUAUUGCGCAUGCUGGACUAGGCUUAAAGAGACUCUUCGGGAUUUUGGCAAUGAAGCCCUUUAUCUACUUCCAGAGAGUCAGAUGAACUCAUGGAUACCAUUUUUAUGACUCUGCAUUCAGUUUGAAGGAAGUUGCUAACUAGCACAAUGACUGGAAGUCUAUAGUAACUGCUAGUAUGCUAGUAGAUAACAUAGAUUUCCAGUCAUUGCUCUAACGCUAGUUAGAAUUGGCUUGCGAAACUACACUACAUGACCAAAAGUAUGUGGACACCUGCUCGUUGAUAUCGGAAUGAGAUGGUCAAACUUUACAGUUGGCACUAUGCAUUGGGGCAGGUAGCGUUCUCCUGGCAUCCGCCAAACCCACAUUCGUCUGUCGG